CUGUUCUUCUCCAUUUGACUUUCUCCAAACUCUCUCUCCUCGUUCGUAAUCCUGGCUAAUCGGUGGUGGACUACUCCGGUGGGCAUGCCGGGAAUGGAUCCGGCAGCCAAUUCACCACUCUUGCACAAAAGCGAUCUUGAAAUUUCCAACAACAACAAAAGAGGAGGAGACGAGGACGAGGACAGAGACACUGGGGAUGAGCCGAGAGAAGGGGCUGUCGAGGUAGGGACUCGCAGGCCACGAGGCCGCCCACCCGGCUCCAAGAACAAACCCAAACCGCCCAUCUUUGUCACUCGAGACAGUCCCAACGCACUCCGUAGCCAUGUCAUGGAAGUUGCCAGCGGCACUGACGUGGCUGAGAGUAUAGCUAUCUUUGCACGCAGACGACAACGUGGCGUCUGCGUGCUGAGCGGAAGCGGCUCCGUCGCUAACGUUACCCUUAGGCAACCGGCUGCCCCAGGGGCCGUGGUUGCCCUACAUGGAAGGUUCGAAAUCCUGUCACUGACUGGAGCCUUCCUGCCCGGUCCAGCUCCUCCAGGAUCCACAGGUCUGACCGUGUACCUGGCUGGCGGGCAGGGACAAGUAGUGGGGGGCAGCGUGGUGGGUUCACUUGUUGCAGCAGGUCCGGUGAUGGUGAUUGCAGCCACCUUCGCGAACGCCACGUACGAGAGACUGCCGCUUGAAGAGGAGGAAGAAGCGGAUCAGGGGCAGAUCCAAGGUGGCUCAGGGAACUCACCGCCGGCUAUGGGAGGAGGCGGGAGUGGGCUGGCGGACCCAUCAUCUCUUCCUAUGUACAAUAUACCGCCUCAUCUAGUCCCAAAUGGUGGCGGACAGCUAGGGCAAGAGGCAUACGGGUGGAAUCACACGCGACAGCCUUACUGA
Carica papaya (papaya) is the source of this 882-nucleotide messenger RNA. Its product is annotated as AT-hook motif nuclear-localized protein 20-like. NCBI's taxonomy places the organism in Eukaryota, Viridiplantae, Streptophyta, Magnoliopsida, Brassicales, Caricaceae. The record is from RefSeq and is a predicted model, not a curated record. Gene Ontology annotation, cellular component: nucleus. Gene Ontology annotation, molecular function: minor groove of adenine-thymine-rich DNA binding; DNA-binding transcription factor activity.